AUGGCGCCAGCUGCCUUCCAGAUGGCAGAAGCUGUGGCCAGCUUCAUGGGCAUCAGUUCCAUCUCGACGACGACCGAUAUGGAAGCACGGCAGUCGCUUUCACCGCACCAAAGGGGACUAAGUUUCACCAAGAUUCCGACACAGUGCGCGGCCAAGUUUUCCUCGCCUUCGGCUUUAGACAAUUUGCAGCCAUCGCCUGCAGAGGCCUUGCAGGAGUUGGUGCGACUGGGUUUCGUCAAAGGACACCGGGGAAAGUGUCCUUCCUGCAAGGGAAAGUUGUCGGAGCCCGAGGAGUACCAAUACGAAGGGCACUUGUACGUGCGGUGCUGCGAUUGGAGGCGCCAACAAAGAUUCAACGUGACGUAUUUUUCUAUUUUCCAUGGCAGUCGCAUGAAGCUUCCGGACUUGCUCAAGCUGCUGGUCUUCUACGCCCGCUCCAACCGCUUGAAGAGCCCUAAGGUCAGCGAUGCAAUGUCAGUUUUGUGCUCAAAAAAGAAGCACAUGUUCGGACACUUGGAGGGCGAUGCGCACACCAUCCGGAAGGUCUAUGUUAGCAAGACAAACCCUGAGUUUCAAGAUGAGGUCCAAGAUGCUCUGCGGCGCUGGAAAGCCCAGAAGCCUGGCAAGCCCGAGCCGAAAUAUUGGCUUGGACACGUUCGCAUUGUUGGCAUCAAAGCCCGCGCUGCUGCUACAGUGGUUGUCGUUUUGCCGACUCGCCUUGUUCCUCCGGGCCCAAGUCCUCCAGUUGAGAGUUUCGUGGAAUUGAAGAACUCCGGUCUUGCAGGCCAUAUCAACACCGAUCGCGGGAGGCAAUCUUUGCUUCAUUCCGAUGGCGCUCAAGCUUGGCCUUGUUUGGUCUCGGCUCUAGGAAAGCCUUCUGUCACCAGUGAUCAUGUCAGCCACUCGAAGCAUGAGUUCGCCAGAACAGUUGCUGUGAAGCGACGGGCCAACAAAAGGCCGGCAGCCUACAUCACGGGAACUCAAUCCAUUGAUAGAUACUGGCAAACAGCACAAGAUUUUAUUCCGGCUACUUUGCAUGCCAAGCAUGCCAAGGAAGUCAACCCUGACUUGUAUAGGUACUUGUUUGCCUUCGUUUGGCGGUAUCAAUUGCCGCUUGCGCAGGACUUCAUCCAGGCUCUGGCUGACAUGUGCUGA
Symbiodinium natans is the source of this 1155-nucleotide messenger RNA. The record is from the annotation of a GenBank genome assembly. NCBI's taxonomy places the organism in Eukaryota, Dinophyceae, Suessiales, Symbiodiniaceae.